Castor canadensis (American beaver) is the source of this 654-nucleotide messenger RNA. NCBI's taxonomy places the organism in Eukaryota, Metazoa, Chordata, Mammalia, Rodentia, Castoridae. The record is from RefSeq and is a predicted model, not a curated record.
AGUAGCUGGAACUACAGUGAUGCAAUUGCUGAGAUUAGAGCCAUUUGUAUUGAAGAGAUUGGAGUAUGGAUGAAAAUGUAUAGUGAUGCCUUCCUAAAUGACAGUUAUCUAAAAUAUGUUGGCUGGACUCUUCAUGACAGACAAGGGGAAGUCAGGCUGAAGUGUUUGAAAGCUCUACAGAGCCUAUAUACCAAUAGAGAAUUAUUUCCCAAGUUGGAGCUAUUUACUAAUCGAUUCAAGGAUCGUAUUGUGUCAAUGACGCUUGAUAAAGAAUAUGAUGUUGCUGUGGAAGCUAUUCGAUUGGUUACACUGAUACUUCAUGGAAGCGAAGAAGCCCUUUCCAAUGAAGACUGUGAGAAUGUUUACCAUCUGGUGUAUUCAGCACAUCGCCCUGUUGCUGUGGCAGCUGGAGAGUUCCUUCACAAAAAGCUAUUUAGCAGACAUGACCCACAAGCAGAGGAAGCCUUAGCAAAGAGGAGAGGAAGGAACAGUCCAAAUGGGAACCUCAUUAGGAUGCUUGUUCUCUUUUUUCUUGAAAGUGAGUUACACGAAAUGCAGCCUACUUGGUGGACAGUUUGUGGGAGAGCUCUCAAGAAUUGUUGAAAGGACUGGGAAUGUAUGACAGAGUUGCUGUUAGAAGAACCUGUUCAAGGA